This is a messenger RNA of Clupea harengus (Atlantic herring), 3990 nucleotides long. It is a transcript of the gene rasa4, whose product is annotated as RAS p21 protein activator 4. The transcript has 21 exons. NCBI's taxonomy places the organism in Eukaryota, Metazoa, Chordata, Actinopteri, Clupeiformes, Clupeidae. The record is from RefSeq and is a predicted model, not a curated record. Gene Ontology annotation, biological process: intracellular signal transduction; regulation of GTPase activity. Bases 541 to 2964 code for a protein of 807 amino acids.
CAUAUUUAGUAAUACUAGAUACAUUCCUCACUGAUACAGCAUUAUGCCAUGCCAUGAUUGGUUAAGCUUGCUUUUUUCUCGUGACCAAAUAUUAAACUGAACUCUUGAAAUUCUAUAAGCACGAACAAAGUCAGAAUUCCUUCCUUUAGAUGGUUAGACUUCAUUUCCCGUGAACCCACGGGACCAGAUGCGUCAUCUUUCAAUCUGGCCAAUACAGUUCCGAACUGUGUGAGGCAGUCAGUCAAUCUAGUUAUAAACAUAUCCGCGAAGCCCUUUAGCCACGAAUAGAGUGUAUAGUGCAUGGAGCGAUAGCAUUUCAGAGGCGGAACAGUUGGUAUUGGCACAUUGAUGUCGUGAGCACGGGUUGUCAGGGAAGUUGGUCGAGACCUAAACGCGCCUGAAACAAUCAGCAAUGCAAACGCCAAGACGUUGUAUCACACUGGCUACUACGAUUCAUAUAGCUGUCAACGCAUGUUGAUAUCGCAUGGCAAUUAAAUUCAACCUUCAAUCAAUCAAAUUCCAAGCGUGUGGAUUUAGACAAUGGCUAAGCGAAGUACCUUAUUUAUAAGAAUUGUGGAGGGCAAAAACUUGCCAAUUAAAGACAUAACUGGAAGCAGUGAUCCAUACUGCAUUGUCAGAAUUGACAAUGAGGCCAUUAUCAGAACAGCAACAAUAUGGAAGACUCUGUCUCCCUUCUGGGGAGAGGAGUACAACGUUCACCUUCCCCCCUCAUUCCAUACUAUGUCAUUCUAUGUGCUUGAUGAAGAUUCUCUCAGCCGUGAUGACGUCAUCGGUAAGGUGUCUAUUAGCAAGGAGGCCCUCACUGCCAAACCACAAGGUAUGGACGGCUGGUUGAACCUGACUGAAAUUGACCCUGAUGAGGAAGUGCAGGGUGAGAUUCAUCUACACAUAUCUGUGCUCGGAGAUGGAGACGUCCCAACAAGACUCCGCUGUCAGGUCAUGGAAGCCAGAGAUCUUGCCAAGAAAGACCGCAAUGGGGCCUCAGAUCCUUUUGUAAGAGUCAGAUACAACGGAAAAACCUUUGAAAGUGCGGUGGUGAAGAAGACGCGCUAUCCCCGGUGGAACGAGAGCUUUGAGUAUGAGCUGGAGGACGCCGCAGCUGACUCUCCUCUCAGUGUGGAGGUCUGGGACUGGGACCUCGUCAGCAGAAAUGACUUCUUGGGGAAGGUUCUGUUCAACAUCAACGGACUCCAGUCUGCCCAGCAGGAGGAAGGAUGGUUUCGGCUGGGGCCAGACAAGCCCAAACACAGCGAGCAUGAGGGGACGCUCGGGUCUUUGCGGUUGCAGCUCCGACUCAGGGAUGAUACAGUCCUGCCCUCCAGCCAUUACCAGCCGCUCACAGAGCUACUUUGCCAGUCCGUGGACUCGCAUGUUAAUGGCAACUGGCCGGAUUUGAUCAUGCUGAUUGAUGAGACCACGACGGCCGAGAGUCGACAGGAAGUGGCCAACAACUUGGUGAAGCUCUUCCUGGGUCAGGGGCUGGUGAAAAAGUUCUUGGAUGUUCUCUUUAAGCUCGAGCUGGACAAGACCACUGAGCCAAACACAUUAUUUCGAAGCAACUCCUUGGCAUCCAAGUCCAUGGAGUCCUUUUUAAAGGUAGCAGGCAUGCAGUAUCUGCACAGACUCCUGGGUCCCACUAUAAACAGGAUUUUUGAGGAGAAGAAAUAUGUGGAGCUUGACCCCAACAAAGUGGAACUAAGGGAAGCUGGAUGUACAGGGCUUCACAGAACGCAGACUGAGGCUGAUGUUAUCCAGCAGAGCACCGUUCAUCUGCAGCUUUACCUCUCAGAGCUUUUAAACGCCAUCUUACAGUCAGCCACCUACUGCCCCCUGGUCCUUUGCCAGGUUUUCCAGCAACUUUACCAGCGCGUGCAGACUCGCUUCUCUGACCCUGAGUACAGGAAGGUGAAGUUCAUAGCCGUGACCAGCUUCCUGUGUCUGCGCUUCAUCUCGCCGGCCAUCAUGUCCCCGAAGCUCUUCCACCUCCGGGAGAAGCACGCCGACGCACGCACCAGCCGCACCCUCCUCCUUCUGGCCAAAGCCAUUCAGAUGAUUGCGAACCUCGACACUCUGGCCUGCUGUUCCAAAGAGCCGUGGAUGAACCCCCUGCAGCCCACGAUCCAGCAGGGCAUUGCCCAGCUGAAAGACUUCAUCACCAGGCUGGUCAGCUGUGACGAAGCAGAGGACCUUGGUCUCCAAGCUCGGAUGAGCCUCCAGUGCGGCAAAAUGGAGAAGGAGGGCUACCUGCUGCUGCACAGGACGAAAGACAAGUGCAUGCCCAUGACGUCGCCUUUUAAAAAAUACUUUGUCACGCUCAGCAGAGAGACUUUGUCUUACGCGAGGACCCAGCACUCCAAGAAGAGCUCCUUCAUCUCUCUGCCCAAGAUAAUGGCUGUGGAGAAGGUGGAGGAGAAAAGCUUUGGGAGCGCCAACGUCAUGCAGAUCAUCUCCUGUGACGCCGGGGGCCAGAUGGAGACUCUCUACUUGGACUGCAAGAGUGUGAAUGAACUGAAUCACUGGCUCUCUGCCUUGAGGAAAGCCUGCAGUCACAACACAGACACUAUGAGCUCUUACCACCCGGGGGUCUAUAAGGCAGACAGAUGGAGCUGCUGCCACCAAAAGGAUAAAGCUGACCCAGGAUGUGACAAAACAAAAGACGGAGUCACGCUGCAGGAGUGGUAUGAUCCUCUGGAUCCUGAUUUGGAGUCUCAGCUCAUAUACAGACAUCUGCUUGGGGUUCAACAAGUCAUGAAAGAAAAAUAUUUAGAGCUUAAAAAGCUACAUGAAAAUGAAGAAGGAGAACCUGAAAAAGGCCAGAGGAAAAUAGAUGGAGUCAUGCGAUUCUUCAGUGUUCUCCAGGACCUCCAUGAUUCACAUGUGGCAGUGGAGGAAGAGGAGCGCUCAAAGAAUAAGAAUAAUUUCCUUUUAGAGUUACAGACAUAAGAAGGACCCUGUACAGCAGGGAUGCAUUUACAACAAAGGGCAGAUCUCCCUUCAUCUUGGCAUGGCUUCUAACAGAGGCAUGUUGCUACAUUUUUAAAGGCCAUUACGACAUGAUUGUCAUCACUGUUGUGGUUUGUUUGCAGGAAGUGAGUUCUUGUUCUGGUCAGUUUUCUUCUGAUGUUCAUAAUGUUAUGCUUCAUUGUCUCCAUAUGAUCAUCAAAAGAGUAUUUGUAAUACUAUAUGCAGGAUCCCUUUAAUGGAAGUGGCAGUGUCGGUAUCUGAUGCAUAAAGCAGUAAAGGCUGAUGUCUGAUGUCUGAAGACUAAGGUGUACAGCACAUUAAUAGUAUCCAGUGCAAUCACCAGUUUAAAUUGCCAACUAGAGAAAAGUUUAUUUUUAUAGUUACAUAAACUGACGGCAGCUCUUAUUUUGAUUUUUAUUCCAUUAUCAUACAAAGCUAAUUCUUUCUAUGGAAGAUGUAGAUGUUAUCAUUUUUAUUUGUGUAUAAAUGUGUCUUCACAGGUAGUUUUUUGUAGAUGUCACAUGACAUUGUGUUUAGGUUUUGUGCUUCAGUUCAAUUUUAUCAUUUGAUAUUUUUAUAUUUAUUAUGCUAACAACUUGACCAAGUAAGCAUUUGAUUCUUUGAUACACAACAUGUUUGCCAUUAAACACUGAUGUUUACAAAUUGUGGAAGCAAUGGAUCACCGUUGUUUUGUUGUGUUAUUCUGCGUAGAUUAUGUAUGCAUCUUAAGUAUUAUCAUACUAUAGUAUUGAUGAUACCAAAAACAUCUUCAAGAUUUUUCAGACUGACCAGAGACAUUUAACAUUUUAUGAAUGUACUCAGCCCAUUUUUUUUGUUGUUCUCAGUGUCAACUCUGUUUUCUGUUCUUUUUUUAUGUCCAAAUACUAUGUGUAGCAACAUUUGUAUGGUGAACUUCUUAAUUGUGAACAGUGUGAAAAUUUUCUAUCAUUUGAAAAUAUGGCUGUAUAAUGCAGAAAACAAUAAAAAAAAAAGUAGUUUGGUGCA